This is a messenger RNA of Capronia epimyces CBS 606.96, 2418 nucleotides long. Its product is annotated as cyclohexanone monooxygenase. The record is from RefSeq and is a predicted model, not a curated record. Gene Ontology annotation, cellular component: catalytic step 2 spliceosome. Gene Ontology annotation, biological process: mRNA splicing, via spliceosome. Bases 1 to 2418 code for a protein of 805 amino acids. NCBI's taxonomy places the organism in Eukaryota, Fungi, Ascomycota, Eurotiomycetes, Chaetothyriales, Herpotrichiellaceae. The transcript has 2 exons. Gene Ontology annotation, molecular function: RNA binding; protein binding.
AUGGCCGACACCGCGCUGCUCUCAUCCGCCGUCCGUCUGCCCACCCCGCCUCCAGGCGCCUCAUAUUCUCCCGGCCCUUCUGGUGCAAAAAAGAGAUCACCGCCAUCUCGUUCGCCUUCUCCCAGGCGUCGGCGACCUGCGCCUCUUGAGAAUGAACACCAGCACCGAAAUGGACAGGGAGACUCAGCACGGGAAAUUGACGAACGGGAACGCGAGCUGCUUGAGCGAUUCAAGCCCAAAGAAAGUGAUGAUACUAGGCGGAAGCCCAUGACGGCAGAGGAAAAGCAAGCUGCUGCGAAAGCAGAAUAUGAGAAACUUCUGACUAUGCGAUCCGGGGGCACGUACAUUCCACCUGCCAAGUUACGAGCUUUGCAGGCACAAAUCACCGACAAAUCUAGCAAGGAGUAUCAACGAAUGGCCUGGGAGGCUUUGAAAAAAUCCAUCAACGGUCUCAUCAACAAAGUCAACGUCUCGAACAUCAAGCACAUCGUACCGGAGCUCUUUGGGGAAAACUUAGUCCGUGGUCGAGGGUUAUUUUGCAGAAGUAUCAUGAAGGCACAGGCUGCAUCAUUGCCCUUCACUCCCAUCUAUGCCGGCAUGGUUGCUGUUGUCAACACAAAGUUACCACAGGUGGGAGAACUGCUCCUCAAUCGCCUCGUUGUCCAGUUCCGCAAGGCCUUCAAACGGAACGACAAAGCCGUGUGCCUCUCUUCCACCACUUUUAUUGCGCAUCUCUGCAACCAGCAGGUCGCUCAUGAAACCGUGGUGGCGCAGAUCCUCUUACUACUCCUUCACAAGCCGACCGACGACUCGGUCGAAAUUGCGGUUGGCUUGACCAGAGAGGUCGGACAACAUCUCGAAGAAAUGAGUCCACCCAUCGCAUUGGCCGUUUUCGACCAAUUCCGCAGUAUCCUACACGAAGCCGAUAUCGACAAACGGAUUCAAUACAUGAUUGAAGUGUUGUUCCAAGUCAGGAAAGAUCGUUACAAAGACAACCCUGCAGUGCGGGAGGAAUUGGACCUGGUCGAGGAGGAAGACCAGAUCACGCAUCAGGUUGAUCUUGACGACGAGAUUGAAGUUCAAGAUUCAUUGAACAUCUUUAAGUACGACCCUGAUUGGGAGGAACAUGAAGAAGCAUAUCGGAAGCUUAAAGCUGAGAUCCUUGGAGAGGAUAGCGACGCCGAUGAGGACGACGAGAGUGGUGAUGAGGAGACUUCAGACGACGAGGAUGUCGAGCAAGAACGUGCGAUGGAAAUCAAGGACCAGACCAACACAGACUUGGUUAACCUGCGCCGAACCAUCUAUUUGACCAUCAUGUCGAGUCUCGAUUUUGAGGAGGCCGCGCACAAACUGAUGAAAGUCCAACUGCCUACCGGCCAGGAACCCGAACUGCCCUCCAUGAUCGUCGAAUGCUGCUCGCAAGAGAAGACUUAUUCCAAAUUCUUUGGUCUCCUCGGCGAGCGAUUUGCGAAACUUAAUCGGCUAUGGACAGACUUGUUUGAGCAAGCAUUUGCCAAAUACUAUGACACAAUCCACCGCUACGAGACGAACCGCUUGCGAAAUAUUGCGCGCUUCUUCUCGCACCUCUUGAGCACCGAUGCCAUUGGCUGGCACGUCUUGUCUGUGGUGCAUCUUAAUGAAGACGAGACUACUUCGAGCAGCCGUAUCUUCAUUAAGAUUCUCUUCCAGGACCUGGCCGAGGCAUUGGGUAUGCCCAAGCUUCAAGAAAGAAUGAAGGACGAUAUCCUCCGACCCAGUUUUGCCGGCAUCUUUCCUACAGAUAUUCCUCGAAACACCCGCUUCUCGAUCAAUUACUUUACCAGCAUUGGCAUGGGCGCUCUCACCGAAGAGAUGCGCGAACACCUCAAGAACCUCCCCAGACCCGAGCCACCAGCGCUUCCUGCACCCAAGGAUGAUCGUUCUGGCUCUGAGAGCGCGUCGGGGAAGAAGCUCCAGCGACUCACGAUCGCGCUCGCGAUCACCGCCUCGACGUGGUGCGACAAGAAGAGACCGAAGUUCAAGUGUUUCAGUCUCUCGAUCUCGAUCUCGAUCUCCGCCUCGUCGAACCCGCAAAAGGGCGCCGUCUUACUCGGUCUCCCCGAGUCCUCCCCCAAGGCGCCAUGGCGGGCCACCUCGUGGACGAGCACGCACACGUUCGCAGUCAUACAGCCAUUCGGACGAGCCACGCUCUCCUUCGAAGCGCCUCCCUGCCCGGCGCAAAGACUCGUCCACCUCUCGUUCACGCUCCCCUCCAGCACGCCGAAACAUCCCGCCUCCAUCUCGGCGUCGCAAUGUCUCUCCAUCAACAUCGAGAUCGCCCUCGCCCCGCCGCAUCGGCCGCAGAGCUCCCCAAGCCCGCGAUCUCAGCCGCUCUCCAUCGCAAUCGGCAUCCCCUCCACCUCGUCGCAGCAACGCUAG